CACGCUUGCGCCGUGAAAUGACGCUCCUUUUGCGAUUUGUAAUGUAAACUUGUAAACAUUUCCAUAAAAUCUAAGAAAUUGCUACUCAAUUAUUCACAGUAUGUGUUUUUAUCUACAAGUUAUUGGUUGUGGAGUGCAAUUCUAAAGAGUGCGAUCGUGAAAAUCAUUUCUUUUAGUGUGUAAAACUACCCUACCGGUACAACAAAAUGUCGGGGAAAGCAUAUACUAUGAAGGAAAUGAAAACUAUAGUAGAAUAUUUGGCAGAACGCAGAGCUUUUGCCGAAAUAAAGGGUAGGAAGAUGUGGAUGGAUUUUGCUAACUCAAAGUUGACAAAUCGAACGUGGCAAAGUCUGAAAGAGACAUUUCUGAAGAGAAUUCUUCCUGACAUCCACAACCCAUACUACAAACUGACUGUAGAUCAGAUCCGUUGCUUCAAAGAAGGGUAUGAUGUCAUAGCAAGAGAGAAAAGUAAUUUGGAACACCUUCAAUUAGAGGAUGCCUGGCCAACCAAGGCUGAAAAGGAAACAGAUACAGAAACUGAAAAACCAGGCACUAGUAAAGAUAACAACGGGGAGGCAGCAGGAGGUGAGGACACACAAUCUGCAAAAAUCCAAUCACACGACAGAGCAUCCGUCGACACCGUGAUUAUAGCCAACUGUUACGAAACCGACGACGAAUUGCGAAGGGUUUUAGAGUCAGACCUAUCGCCAAAGCCUAAUAAAAACCAAAACCGAGCAGCCAAUCCUCCAACUAAGUCAAUGCGAGAUUUAAUAACCUAUUCGGAGCCAUUAACGCCAAUGCUGCAAGAAGUUUUGAACGAUUUUGCAUCUGAAGACGAUUCGGACAGUGAACUUAGAAUGCACAUAGUCGAGCAUGAAGAACCAAUAAACAAUGUCAUUGAAAUUGAAGACUCAGAUGACAUAGGUGAUAAAGACAAAAAUGCAGCUAACAAGUCAAAAACGGACAAACCGACAGAAGACAAGAUAAAGGAAGAACCAACUGCAGAAGAUAAGUCAAAAAAGGAUACAACCCCAAAAGAUAAAGCUAAUGAAGACAAUCCAAGUAUUAUUCAAGCUAAUAAAGAUAUAGAGACAGACACAAAUGACGCGAAUGAGGUUAUAGAACAAGAAGUUUCUUCAGAAAGUAACAUAGAUAAAAACAAAACUGCAGAAAAAAAUAUCGAGACAGACAAAUCCGUAGGUGAUUCUUUAGACAAGGAUAAAACUAAUGAAAAAUCUGUUCAAAGUGAGUCUGAAAUAAGAAAAUCAGAUGAAUUUGUACAACCUAAAGUGUCAUCAUUGAAACUAAAAAAGCGAAAAGGUGUUACUGGUAACCCAGAUAAUAAAACUGACAAAACUGAUAAAGAUAUGUAUGAAAUAGUUGAACAAGACAUUCCAGAGAAAUCUAACGUCGAUACAUUGUCAAAUUAUGCUAAAAACAAAGAUGAAAUAGUGUCUUCUACUGUGUCUCAGAAGAACACUCAAAAUUCUUCAAACAGUGACACAAUUCUGCCAAAUAAUCAGGAAGCUCUAAAUAAUCCAGACAAAAGUGCAACCACUGUCGAUCAUACUCAAAAUGAUAACUCCAAAUCCUCUAAUAUUACUGAAGAGGCAGUGAAACUUAAAAAAAAUACGAGGAAGCGUGCCACUUCCCAAGACGUGGCAGCCACAUCAAAAACUAAAAAAGCUAAGACAAACGCUAAUGGUAAACAGAAAGCUGUAUCCGACACUGAUGAUGUUGUGAUGAAAAAGCUAAUCAAAUCUAAACUAGCAAAAACUAAACUAGAGCUCAAGAAGAAGAAUGUCAUUGAUGAAGUUGAGGAUCAAAUAGAAAAAGAGAAUGAAGUUAAUGGCAAUAGCAAAACUGAUGGUAAUGUUAUUGCAAAGGAAACUGCGUCUGAAGAAAUGCCAUCUACCAGUAAAGCUGUCAUAAGUUUGCAAGAUGCGUCAGAACUGAACCUUUGUUUGAAGAGCGUCAGCUUAUAUGAUGAAGAGUUCAAUAAAGUCAGUUACAUCGAGUCUGAAACGAAUGAGCAUGAAACUUCACCGGCUGAAAUGGCUGAAAAUAAAGCCUCUACAUCUGCUCAAAAUAAAGAUAACGCAAAGAAAUCUGCUACAGUAAAUGGCGGCGAAAAGGUGGUUCCUAAAACGACCUCAGAAGCGAAAGAAGAUGCAUCUAAGAAAAAAGGCUCUAUCGCUAGAAGUAUCGACGAAGUAGUAAUGCUCAAGUCACAUUCGGAAUCUGAUGACGAGUUCAUAGACCCGUCUCCAAAAAUCAAAGUCCCGGUUAGUCGAGCUGAGAAAAAAGCGCAAAAAGACAGCGCUUUGGAUAAUGUAUUUGGACUCCAAAGUGGUGGUACGAAGCGUAAGAAGCGAAUAAGUUACCGGAGAAACUCAAAACAUCAACGCCAUCACCAAGAGUCAAGUGACUCUAGCGAGUGGACUUCAGAGAGCGACAGCGAAUCCUACGUGUCGCCGCCCCGAGGACGGAAGAACAGGCAGACUAGGAAGUACUUAAAGCCACGCUCUGCUCGAAUACACUCCUUGGAGGACGACGGAGGCCUGUUCGUGAUGUACGGCAAGAAAAUAUACCCUCUAGUCAAAGAUGGAAACAUCAUCAAAAAUUAUCUCACGUAUUUACCAGAAAGCGAUCCCGAAGAAGAAGAGUCCUAUUGGAAAUUAAAAUAUGUUGAAGAAAGGAAACGUGUUGCCGAAUUGAAAAAAUUGAUAAAUGAAAAGAAAGAAGAAGUUGUCAGGGAAAAAUCUCCCAUUUUGCCUGCAAGGCCUCGCAAUCUGUCGACACUUCAAGUUCAAUCGCCACUUAAAAAUAUAAACAGCAGUAAGUACUUCAAUAGCAUAGAUAAUAAUGUUCAGUCGGCAGCACUUCAAGUCUAUACAUUUUUGAUAACUGGUCCCUAUUACAACGACAUAGGAUGCCACAGUGUUAAGCUUGAUGUGCCGUCGCCCGUACUUUAUUUUAUGUGUAUUCCAGACAUAGAAAUGGCGCGCGCUCCACAAAAAGAAACCAAGGAGACUCCAAGUGAUACGGGGAAAAUACUUAAAAUCAAAUUCGCUAAAGACAACCAUGAGGUUCUCGUCGAAGGUCACUGGUCUCAAAUCCAUCCGAUGCUAGCGGACGUGGUGCAGAUAUUCAACAAGAAAUCAGACGCCCCGUCCACCACAACCAGAUCGACGACGCCCCAGAGGCCGGCAACGCCCCAAAGACCCACAACGCCCCAGAGACCCGCAACGCCGCAGAGAGUGGCUACGCCCCAAAUAUUGUCGCCGCGUAAACCGCACGCGACGUAUAGGCCGGCCUCGGGUAAGAAAACAGCAAUGGUCCGCAAAACGACGUCUCAAGCGAUGGAGACCGUAUCUCUAUCGAGCGAAGCGCCCACCCCAGACGAAGGUAUUCCCAGGAUAGAGACCCUAGAAAAGGUGAAUAAACUAGAGACGGAAAUAUUCAAAGAGAUAGAAAAGAUAGAUAAAGAGAUAGAUCAAGAGGAAGAUGUGGAACAACCAAAAGAGCAGUCGCAAAAUAAUGUCACCACUAGGAAAAGAGCGAGCAGGACUCGCAAAUCUUCAUCCACUCGGGCUUCAGCGUCUCUCUCUCCCAGCUCGACUCGAAGCCCUAAACGUCAGAAAACAUCAUCUGACGCACCCCAGGAGACCGAAGCUCCACCCAAGAAAGCUAAGAACAAAAGCAGUUCCAAAACGGAGCUCAAGGAAACCAAACAAUCUGAUGCAAAGGAAACAGUUGAAGCUGUUGACAGCACGACUAGUGUUACGUCAAAAAAGGAAUCACCAAAGAAAACUGGCACCGGUAAGACACCAAUGUCAACUGAUCUUCAAAACCAAGAUAAGUUGUUCUUCGCAACUCUUAUAGCCUGCAUUUUGUUCCCAGUUGCUGUGCUCACAGAAUAUAACACCAGAUCCAACAGCAGGAAGUCCAAAGCGCCAUCAGUGGAGACACGGGCCAGCAGUUCUCAUGACACCUCCCGUGAGCCUCGCUACAUGUUCCCGGCAACCACACGCUCCAGGAAAUCGCACAACCACAGCAAAUCUAAAGACAAGAACAAACGCUUGGCUAACCUACCCGAGACAUUCUGCUUGCCAAUCAUAAACGACGAAAGCACUCAAGGCUACCAAGACUCGGACAUUAGUCCUCCAAAAGCAAACCAUAGACGAAAAAGAAAGUUAAGUCUCUCCACAGUUCUGUACAGAAGCAAAAACAAAAUGCAUCGCGUUAAAAGAAAAUCUUACCCAUGUAUUACAGAAGAGGGAUCUAGCGACACAAGUAGCGCUUUCCAGAUCAUAGUACGACCUACAAGUAACAGCAGCCUUAAAUCGGAAGCAUACAAGACAGAUUCCUACCAAUUGUUAUUUCCGCAAACCAAAAAUGUAUUUAGACAGCUUGAGAAAAUUGAUGAAAAUACUCCUGCUCCAAAUAAUAGUUUGCAUCCGAACAGACACCCUGCUCUAGAUGGAAGACAGCUAGAAGUACGUAUAAAGAGAUUGAGCGACGAAUUCCUUACUUGUUAUUCAAACGGAAAUACAGAUGGUAACUCUAGUAAUGUAUCUCUGCCUAUGUCUCCAGAGUUAUCGAUUGUAGAAAACUUGUCUGUCAGCAAAGAAUUGGUAAACAGUAUCGAGAAUUAUCCCACCAUAAAUGAGAUGCAGGCAAACAGUACGAGCGAUAAGGUGGUUCAUAAUAAAUAUUUAAUGUCUGAAAUCGAUGUCAGCAUGCCUCUGAUGCAACAAGAGUGUGGACUUCAUGAAAGUAUCGAGAGGAAAAGAAAACAGUCCGGUCAUGAUCACACAAAAAUGUCUUUGGUAUCGGACUCACUGCUUAAUAAAAUCGACACCGUUAAUAUUGAAGAUGCUCCUUCUCUAUCGGAAUCACUAGAUGCCAGGCUUAGGAAUUUGUUACUGGAAAGUGCUAAGAAAAUGUCCAUAUCUUCUAUAAAAGAAGAAGAUCGUAACGUAGAGACAACUGGUGCUAAAGAGGUGCAGAAGAAAGAGAAGUCAAAAAAGCGAUGUUCAACGCCUCGAAAAAAGAGGGAACCUAAAAAGCCAAAGGUACCGACAGUAGAUCCUGUUGUGGAGGAAGAAAUAACGGAGACCUGUUCAUACGGUGGCAGAAAGUCUUGCCCGCCUGUCAUCCAGAUUAUAAGCGAUAGCGCUACGCAUAAGGAAAAUACGAUUGUCAAUACUGAUAAGGAUAAAGUAGUCGCCGAAAAUAGCAAAGGAAGGAGAAAGAAAGACGUCAUAAAAGUUAAAAUACUGAGACCAAGGAACAAAAGUCGGUCUAGAAGUCCAGAGCCCACACAGAAUAUUAGCAAAACUACUCUACACACAGAUAGUGGUAUUCAUGAAUCUGGUUUAACGGUUCAGGGUUUGAACGAUAGCAUUGACCUGAUACAUAACCACUCGGAGACGUGUCUCCUGGCCAACGAAUGUAUGGGCGAUAGCGUAGAGUUUAUUGAAACGAACACAAAGUCAAUCAUAUCGUUGAACUCUGAUUCAGCAACAUCAUCUGAUAAAGUUUCUCUCAAGAAUCGUCUAGUGUUCCAAGACUGUCAAGAUUUCGUACCGGAUCUAUUCUGUGAGAAUGCUCAAAGCUUCUGUCGCAUUGACUAUGUUUCAGAUUCAGCCAAACAUAAGGAUAAUGCAAGCGACACAGUGUACCACAGUCCUGUGGUGAGCGAGCUCUCUAUCAACAGCCUCAUCACCGAAGAUCUUUCCGACGAAACGCCCCAGAGCUCGCAACCUUCGAAGUGGUAUCUCCUCAGUGAAGACGAAACUACCAAUACCAACCUCAGCCCUGCACAAAGCGUGGGUGCCAAUUUAAAACAAAUAUUCCCCGUUACUUGCGCAGUACCAGACCUAUCGACUAUCACAGAGAACUCGAAUGAUAUUAGCAGAAAGCGUACCACGGACAGCGCCAAUAGCACUAAAUUAGAUUUUAAUUCUCCAAAUGUAUUUGAUAUGAAUUCUUGCUAAGUUAUUUAAUGAUAUGAUUGUAAUGUAGCGCUGAGCGCAGCUAGAAUAAUUGAAUAAUAGUAAUUGAUUGAUAAUAUUGUAAUGUUUAUGCAAAUAGUAAUAUAAUUCAUGAUUCCAAUUA
Messenger RNA from Ostrinia furnacalis (Asian corn borer), 6123 nucleotides. RefSeq lists its product as uncharacterized. NCBI's taxonomy places the organism in Eukaryota, Metazoa, Arthropoda, Insecta, Lepidoptera, Crambidae. The record is from RefSeq and is a predicted model, not a curated record. The coding region runs from base 207 to 6002 and encodes 1931 amino acids. The transcript has 18 exons.